This is a messenger RNA of Alosa sapidissima (American shad), 2952 nucleotides long. RefSeq names its product ALG9 alpha-1,2-mannosyltransferase (gene alg9). Gene Ontology annotation, molecular function: alpha-1,2-mannosyltransferase activity. Bases 23 to 1885 code for a protein of 620 amino acids. Lineage: Eukaryota; Metazoa; Chordata; Actinopteri; Clupeiformes; Clupeidae. The record is from RefSeq and is a predicted model, not a curated record. The transcript has 15 exons. Gene Ontology annotation, biological process: protein N-linked glycosylation. Gene Ontology annotation, cellular component: endoplasmic reticulum membrane.
CUAUUCCAAACGAAGCAUUUGUAUGCCAGUAGAAGACAUGGCGACCAAGGGUGUCCGUCAGCGAACCAGACGAGGCAGUAAACAAGAUGCUAAUAAUGUGAACACAAGUAUUGUCAGCGACAACCGAACGUCAAAAGAAGAGAAGAAUGUUGACGACAGUAAAAACAGUGACAUGCGAAAUGAGACAUCAAGUAAAGCAGGCCAGGUCUGGGCCCCGGAAGGUUCAACAGCGUUCAAGUGCCUCGUUUCAGCCCGCUUCUGUGCAGCAUUGCUCAGCAACAUCUCAGACUGUGAUGAGACAUUCAACUACUGGGAACCAACUCACUAUCUGCUUUAUGGCAAAGGAAUGCAAACAUGGGAGUACUCUCCAACUUAUGCAAUACGCUCUUAUGCUUACCUAUGGCUCCAUGCCCUUCCUGCCUUCUUUCAUGCCAAGAUACUUCAGACUAACAAGGUCCUAGUGUUUUAUUUUUUGCGCUGUGUUUUGGCCUUUGCCUGCUGUGUCUGUGAACUCUAUUUCUACAAGGCAGUCUGUAAGAAGUUUGGUCUCCAUGUUGGUCGGCUUAUGUUGGCAUUUUUGGUUCUGAGUGCAGGAAUGUUCUGCUCCUCUGCAGCGUUCCUCCCCAGCACAUUCUGCAUGUACAGCGCGGUGGUGGCCAUGACAGGCUGGUUCCAGGGCCGCACUAGCAUAGCCGUGCUGGGGGUGGCAGCAGGAGCCAUCAUUGGCUGGCCAUUCAGUGUUCUACUGGGAAUACCCAUCGCCUUCGACCUGCUGGUCCUUCAGAGGAAAUGGAAGAGCUUCAUCAUGUGGGCUGCGGCGGCUCUUCUCAUUUUCCUGGUUCCUGUAGUAUUAGUAGACAGUUACUAUUAUGGCAAGCUGGUGAUUGCUCCUCUGAAUAUCGUCCUUUACAAUGUGUUCACUCCUCAUGGCCCAGAUCUCUAUGGCACAGAGCCGUGGCACUAUUACUUUCUGAACGGUUUCCUGAACUUUAAUAUCGUUUUUGCAUUGGCCCUGUUCUCACUACCCCUCACUGCUUUAAUGGAAGCGCUACUGCAGAGGUUUAACGUACAAAACUUAGGACGCCCUUACUGGUUAACACUCUCACCCAUGUACCUUUGGAUGGUGGUUUUCUUUACUCAACCUCACAAGGAGGAGCGCUUUCUGUUUCCUAUAUACCCGCUCAUCUGUCUCUGCGGAGCUGUGGCACUAUCCUCCCUUCAGAAAUGUUACCACUUCCUGUUCCAACGCUAUCGCCUGGAGCACUACACCGUCUCCUCCAACUGGCUGGCCCUGGGCUCUGUGCUGCUCUUCGCUGUGCUGUCACUGUCUCGAUCCGUGGCUCUGUUCCGAGGCUACCAUGCCCCAUUGGAUCUGUACCCCGAGUUCCACCGCAUUGCCAAAGACCCCAACAUCCACACCGUUCCCGAGGGCAGACCGGUCAAUGUGUGUGUGGGCAAGGAGUGGUAUCGCUUCCCCAGCAGCUUCCUCCUGCCCAACAAUUGGCAACUGCAAUUUAUCCAAUCAGAAUUCCGUGGUCAGCUUCCCAAGCCGUAUUCCAGUGAGCCAUGGGCCACCCGCAUGAUUCCCACGGAAAUGAAUGAUCAGAAUCUUGAGGAGACAUCUAGAUACGUGGACCUCAAACAGUGCCACUACCUAGUGGACUUGGCCUUGGAAACAGAGGCGUCUCGUGAACCACGUUAUGCUGCCAACAAAGAAGAGUGGAGCAUCAUUGUUGUGAAGCCUUUCCUGGAUGCAAGCAGGUCGUCCAAGUUGUUCAGGGCCUUCUUUGUGCCGUUCUUCUCAGAGCAGCACACCACAUACAGCAACUACGUAAUCCUCAAACCGCGGCGGCCCAAACACGGCAGGAGACGGACACAACCCUGACCCUCCACCUUCCUCUAAGGGUUUCUCUGAACAGCAGUGUACCCUUCCCAUGGCCCACAGAGUUCUCUCUUAUCUGAAACUCUGGGUCAUUGCAUUGCAUCAAAAUACUGUGUGUGUGUGUGUGUGUGUGUGUGUGUGUGUGUGUGUGUGUGUGUGUGUGUGUGUGUUUGUUUGUUUAAGUAUUUUGAGAAUGGGGAUGUGUAUUUAUGUACAUAUGUAUAAUGAACAUUUGUAUUGGAGCAAGCAGAAACACGAUGGCCAUUUUUGACUGCGGUCCGAGAUGAUGGGUUAUGGUCCCACAUCUCGCUCUCAGCAUUCAGUCCGUCCAUUCCAUAGGUCCAUUCCAUAGGUGGCCUGGACGGUAAGGCCGUCUGCGCCAUUCCAGGAAACUCCUUCAUUGUCGUUGUCACCUUCUGGGCCGCAUCCAUGGUUUGACUGUCUGCGCUGGCUGGUCCGUGCUUGCGUGUGUGUGUGCGCGGGCGUGUGUGUGUGUGUGUGUGUGUGUGCGCGGGCGUGUGUGCGCAGGCGUGUGUGCGUGCGUGUGUGUGUGUGUGUGUGUGUGUGUGUGUGUGUGUGUGUGUGUGUGUGCGUGCGUGAGAAGCUGACCCUUUAAGGACCACAACAGUCCCUCGUUUGUGGUGGUGUUCGUUGUUAUAAUGUCCUAUGAGCCUGACCUGACCAAUAAAAAUGACCAAGAUUUAAAUGGUCCAAAGUGGACCAAUAUCAAGUCAAGUCUCUACUGAGGUACUUCAAUGUUUCUCAUUGUAGUGUAUGUCAAGUAGGAGUAAACUGUCAGACAUCUGUGCAUCUUUGUCCUGAUCCAUACUUCAGCCUCCUGUGCCAAAGGUUGUGAGACAACUUAAGCUAAGAGGGCAUUGUUAAAUGUCUCUUCUCUCCUUUUUCUCCCAUCUUCAAAUUUUUCAAAAUUAAAAAAAAAGGACGUUAGUACCAUCAAUCAGUCAGUGUUGUGCAUAUCGGGGGAAGCGAUGGACAUUGUGAUAAUGUUAUGAACAUGUAAAAAAAUAUUUUAAAUAAAAUGGCUGUGUGUUGAAUGAAGUGAAUGCAAA